GAUGCCUGUACCCAGUCUGAUGCCUGUACUCAGCCUGACGCCUCCACUCAGCCUGACGCCUCCACUCAGCCUGACGCCUCCACUCAGCCUGACGCCUCCACUCAGCCUGACGCAUCCACUCAGCCUGAUGCCUCUACCCAGCCCGAUGCCCGCUGUCCAGCCAGACGAUCCAAUGUCUGACCCAGUGCCAGCGGUCAUGCCAGUUGACUCGGAGCCCACUGUCGUGCCUGGUGACCCGGUGCCAGUCGCUCCGCCUCCGCCUGGGGGCCCGAGACCUGUCGCUCCGCCUGGGGGUCCGGCGCCCGCCGCCCUGCCUGGGGGCCCGAGACCUGUCGCUCCGCCUGGGGGUCCGGCGCCCGCCGCUCCGCCUGGGGGCCCGAGACCUGUCGCUCCGCCUGGGGGUCCGCCCGCGCCCGCCGCUCCGCCUGGGGGCCCGAGACCUGUCGCUCCACCUGGGGGUCCAGCGCCCCGCCGCUCCACCUGGGGGCCCGCCGCUCCGCCUGGGGGCCCGCCGCCCGCCGCUCCGCCUGGGGGCCCAGAUGCCUGUCGCCCCGUCUGGGGGCCCGAUGCCUGUCGCCCCGUCUGGGGGCCCGAUGCCUGCUGCUCCGCCUGGGGG
Molecule: messenger RNA, 616 nt
Organism: Staurois parvus
Lineage: Eukaryota; Metazoa; Chordata; Amphibia; Anura; Ranidae
Source: the annotation of a GenBank genome assembly